Molecule: messenger RNA, 693 nt
Organism: Ylistrum balloti
Lineage: Eukaryota; Metazoa; Mollusca; Bivalvia; Pectinida; Pectinidae
Exons: 4
Coding region: 1-693 (230 amino acids)
Source: RefSeq, a predicted model, not a curated record
AUGCGUCCCGCUGUGUAUGCAAGUGUGGUGCGGAACCGGAAGCAGAAUGCGCGACGAAUACGCUUGCGCGCGCCACAAUUCUCUUUACGACGAGUAAUGGUGAUGGUGUUUGUAGGUGGCGCUUUAUUCAUACCUGGAUUAAUACUUACAAUUCUAGGAGUGGAAAAUGAAGGGAAUACAGAGAAAGAUUCACCUGAACAAAAAGUUAUGUACACCGUCAUCGGGCCAGCAGGCUGUGCUCUCGGGGUCAUCGUACUCAUUGCGGCUGUUCUCUACUACUUCUGCUAUGGCUUCUCCACCAUCACACAGCCUCGACACUCCACUACAUCCGGCGGAAGUAGCCACCACGGACACUCCUCCUACUCAAGCGUGAAGAGUGCGCAUAGUCACAAUGACGACAAAUCGAAUGGAGAGGCAAGAAACCAUUCCCGACAUUCUAACAAACGGUCAAAUUCAUCGUCAUCAAACCAAUCACACCACCACCACCACCACCACUCCCAAAGUCCACACGUUCAGAAAAAUCACAAGCGUCCUGCUAGCGCAUCGCCACACACGCCACCGGAAGAAGAAGAUCGUGCUGUCAGACUAACUGAACACACAGAUGUUACGGUCACAUUGGAAACCACGCCUAUUCCAAGCCCAGAAAGCGGUCCAGAAGUUGAAAUCGUACAACACCAUGACCCGGAGAAGUGA